GGGAAACCGCGGCACCACAUAAAGCCAGCGAGCCAGCAGCAGCCCAAGCACAGCGCCCACCCGCACCACCAGCCAGCCUGACCGGGCUCCUGCCCAGCACCACCCAGCAGCACCCACAGCCCCACCAUGGCUGCGCCACACACCCCACGGCCCCGCCUGCCGCACAGCGCCCCGGCGCUCCUGCUCCUCCUCACGGCUCUCGCCGCCGCCACCGCCUGCCACCACCUGCGGCCCCGCCACGCCACCUUCCCCUGGGACAGCCUCCAGCUCCUCCGGGCCAUGGCUCCCAGCCCCACACAGCCCUGCCACCACCAGCACGCGCCCUCCUUCCCCGACACCCUCCUCAACACCCCCCGCUACCAACAACCCGCCGCCGCCCUCACCAUCCUCCAGCACCUCUUGCAAAUCCUCAGCAGCAACAGCAUCCCCCAACACUGGCACAACCAGGCACGGGAACACCUCCUCAACAGCCUCCACCACCACAGCCAGCAGCUCCAGCAGUGCCUGACACCCAACAGGAUGCUCUUCCGAACACAAGGACCCCGCAACCUGCUGCUCACCAUCGACAAAUACUUCGGCGACAUCCAGGACUUCCUCCGCACCCACAACCACAGCGCCUGCGCCUGGGACCACGUCCGCCUCCAAGCUCACGACUGCUUCCAGCACCUCCACAACCUCACCAGCACCACCCCCAAUUAG
Columba livia (rock pigeon) is the source of this 699-nucleotide messenger RNA. RefSeq names its product interferon-like. The record is from RefSeq and is a predicted model, not a curated record. Gene Ontology annotation, biological process: defense response. Gene Ontology annotation, cellular component: extracellular region. The transcript has a single exon. Bases 127 to 699 code for a protein of 190 amino acids. Gene Ontology annotation, molecular function: cytokine receptor binding. Lineage: Eukaryota; Metazoa; Chordata; Aves; Columbiformes; Columbidae.